CGGUUCCUUUCACAGGCUCCCCGCCUCCUCCCCUCCCUCCUUCCCCCGUGAUGGCGGAGGACAGCGAGUCUGCGGCCAGCCAGCAGAGCCUGGAGCUGGAUGACCAGGACACCUGCGGCAUAGACGGCGACAAUGAGGAGGAGGCCGAGCACGCCAAGGGAAGUCCUGGAGGGGAUUUGGGAGCGAAGAAGAAGAAAAAGAAACAGAAGAGAAAAAAGGAGAAACCAAAUUCUGGAGGCACCAAAUCAGAUUCUGCAUCUGACUCCCAGGAGAUUAAAAUUCAACAGCCUUCGAAAAAUCCAGCCAUUCCAAUGCAGAAACUUCAAGACAUCCAGAGAGCGAUGGAGCUGCUCUCUGCAUGCCAAGGUCCAGCAAAGAACAUUGAUGAGGCUACCAAACGUAAAUACCAGUUUUGGGAUACGCAACCUGUACCUAAACUUAACGAAGUUAUAACUUCACAUGGUGCAAUUGAACCAGAUAAGGACAAUGUCCGUCUAGAGCCAUAUUCUUUGCCACAGGGUUUUAUGUGGGACACGUUGGAUCUUAGCAAUGCCGAAGUUCUAAAGGAAUUAUACACACUGUUAAAUGAGAAUUACGUAGAAGAUGAUGAUAAUAUGUUUAGGUUUGAUUAUUCACCUGAAUUUCUUCUGUGGGCACUACGUCCUCCGGGCUGGUUACCCCAAUGGCACUGUGGUGUUAGAGUGUCUUCAAACAAAAAACUGGUAGGAUUCAUAAGUGCCAUCCCUGCAAAUAUUCGUAUUUAUGACAGUGUGAAGAAAAUGGUAGAAAUCAAUUUUCUGUGUGUCCAUAAGAAACUGAGAUCUAAACGGGUAGCACCUGUACUGAUUCGGGAAAUAACCAGAAGAGUAAACCUGGAAGGAAUUUUUCAGGCUGUUUACACUGCUGGAGUGGUACUCCCCAAACCUGUGGCUACUUGCAGGUAUUGGCAUCGAUCACUGAACCCCAGAAAAUUGGUGGAGGUGAAAUUUUCACAUUUGAGUAGAAACAUGACUCUACAAAGAACAAUGAAGCUCUACAGACUUCCUGAUGCUACAAAGACUUCAGGUUUGAGACCAAUGGAACAAAAAGAUACUAAAGCAGUACAAGAAUUAAUCAACACUUACUUGAAGCAGUUUAAUCUUGCUCCUGUGAUGGAUGAGGAAGAGGUGGCCCACUGGUUCCUGCCUCGGGAUCAUAUUAUUGACACUUUUGUAGUAGAGGGCUCAAAUGGUAUUUUAACAGACUUCCUGAGUUUCUACACGUUACCUUCAACAGUGAUGCACCAUCCUGUUCAUAAAAGCCUGAAAGCUGCCUAUUCCUUUUACAAUAUUCAUACAGAGACCCCCCUCUUGGACUUAAUGAAUGAUGCACUCAUAAUAGCUAAGUUGAAAGGAUUUGAUGUGUUCAAUGCACUAGACUUAAUGGAAAACAAAACAUUCCUGGAAAAACUCAAGUUUGGGAUUGGAGAUGGAAAUUUGCAGUAUUAUUUGUACAACUGGAGGUGUCCUGGCAUGGAAUCUGAAAAGGUUGGUCUUGUAUUACAAUGAGGACACGUGUUUCUAGAACUCUGAGGUUGUCAUUUGCGUUAAUUUGAUCUCCAUAACUCUUGGAAUGAUACUGUUCAAGAGGAGUAAAAGCACAACGUCAGUGAUACUGAAUAGUCCAUUAAACCUGAGCAAUGAAGAAAUCCACAUGUGACCAAAUUUAUGCAUUUUCAGAUAAAUCAGAAGGUCCUUGAAACUCUUUUUAUUGUCCAUGAAAAGAAUAAAAGCACAUUCAUUUAAGUUUCAAAGCUUAGCUUGCACCUUGAUGAGAAGAAGGUAUUUUUUUUCCACUCUGUAGAAAAGACUGUUUUGUACAAACUGAACUUCAGUGGUGGAUUAGGGUACAAAAAUAUUUGCUAUUAUGUGGAUGAACUGCUGCAUUUCUAUUUAUUAAGUGGUGGUGUAUGUUUGUCAGUGUAACAGAAUGAAGGAUACAAACUUGAGUAUCUUUGCUAUAUUUACUUCACGUGGAUAUCAUCAUUUGGGGAAAAAUCAUGAAGUUAUGAUGCGUUUGUAGCUCUAUGAAAGUCCUGGAUGUUUUUUGUAACUGGAGCAGUAUGACAAUGUACUGGUUUAACUAGUGCAUUUGUUUCUCCAUAAGCAACGCUGCCAAAUCAAUAAAAAUACAGAUUUGUACUUUGAUCUUCAAUAGAUCAGUGGAUUGAUUUAACAGUAUCGCACUGUUCAGUGCAGGUGUUAUCUAUGUUGCCGGAAUGUUAAUACAUUACUGUACUUGAUUUACAGUUGUGGCACAAAACCUUAGUUUUUCCUCAGUAGAGUACCAUCAGCCUGUGUGUAAAACUAAGAAUUUUAGUAGUGCUAUCAGGAUAUUUAUAGUUUGAAUGUUUUCGAUGCUUCUGCAAAAUUGCACAUAUUCCUUUGUCUACUUUGAUUUCCUAUGAAGUCUGUAAUUCUAAUGAAAAAGUAUCUUGUGUAAAUACGUAUUCAUAAAUUGUUCCUGGUAGUGUUUUUAUCCUGACUUUGGAACAAGAACUUUUGCUGUGUAUGUGGCUGGUAGGUGGAAGAGAAAUGCUCUACCCUCAGUCCUUGGAAGCCUGCUUGCUGUGCUUCCUGAAAUGUAAGAGGGCUGGUCUUUGUUGUUGGGCAAGCUGUUUUAAUUCCCUCCCGAAUGCUUGGCAACCAGAAUGGCUUCUGAAGCACUUUAUAUGCGUUCCAGCGUAGUGCAGUGCCGUAGUUAGGUAUGGUAGCAGAUCUUUCACUUGGCGGGUGCUGCAGUAACAUGAGCGCCGCCAGAAGCUGCAGCAAGAAGCUGUCCUAGCUGAAAGUGCCAAAUCGUGGUAGUGAAGCCUCUGUGCUGUAAGCAUCUUUUGAAUGUGACUUGAAUAUCUCAUGAAAUGCAAAUGUCUAAGCUUUCCUUUUAAACAUGCCUGUACCUAAAAACAUCAAUUUAGAUGGAGAUGAAUUUGUCUGUUCUUCGUAACUGCUAGCCCUGCCCACCUCCUUGUAGCACUGGGGGUUUUCUUUCUCCCCUUUCUUUUCCUGUGUCUCAAUUGUUUGUGGUUUGGUUUCUUGUUGAACAGUGAGAGGAUUCUGCCCUAGAGACAGCGAUAAAUAGCUUGGCUUAUUGCAUUAUAGCUCUGUGCUUAAAGCAUCCGACUUCCUUCCACAAAGGAGGGGACUGAAGGUGUUUGUCUGCCCUCCAGGCAUGCUAGGGGCCUGGGGAAAACAAGGGCUUUAAAGGGGAUCUUCCAGGCAGUCUGUGCAGAUGGAGCUGUGAGGCCUGAGCAGAACUAAGUGCCUGAAAACACAACCGACGGUAUAGAUACCUGAGGCAGCAACAGGGAUUUAAUCCCAGCACCAUCCAAGACUUGACCUCUCACCUCCCGGAAGGCGGGACGCGGCCCUGCCUGACAGGAAUUCACCUGGGAGCACGCUGGGGCACGGAGGAGGCUGACACCGGCCUUGGUGCUCGCUGCCUCCUCGCUUCCCAGGGCAGAGCCUCGGCAAUCCUCACCCAGCCGCUAGCGCUGGGGGCGACUGCGUGGCUCUGCCCCGGCGCUGAGGGACAUGGUGCCCGCAGCGGUCACAGCACAGCUCCCCCUGCUCUGGCCUUGGGUGCUAGGGGAAUGACGGGCUCGUUUGCUCUGCCUUCCCUCAAAAAUACAAGUGGAAGAAAUGCUAGACAGUGUUUUUUUCUUUUCUCUUUUCCAAAAUCAAAAGCGGUUAGGCCACGGUGGGACCAAAUGCACACGGGCAGAAGGCAGAACUGAGUUUUCUUGCUGCCCAAAUCUUGGGGUGAGUGCACGUGAAGCAAGGAGUGUGGCCAUUCUUUGCUAGGGCCAUAUCCUGGGGAAAAAACAAUGAGUUUGAGGUGUGCAAAUUUGUCUUUUUCUGACUAGCUGGAUGUUAACUACAGGAAGGGGACAGAGUCAUGCUCCUGUUGAAGCGUUGCAGCGCUGUAGCUGACAGAAAAGUUCCAGGGCCAGAGAGGAUGAGGGAUGAGGGCACAUCUGAGCCUAAGCUGGAGCAGCUCCUGGGCAGUCCUGUGCACAGAACUGCUACCUAGUGGCUGUUUAAUCCAAAACGGUCUCUUCUGUCCCUGCUGAGUGCUUCAGCCUUUUGGCUGAACCUGCUCUUUUAACUCGAGUGCUUUGUGAGCCUUGGAGGUGUCCCAGCCUGCACCCAGGCGGUCAGGCAGUUACUUGGAGGUAGAAGUUGUGGCCGCCCGCCCUCGCUUCCUGAGCAGGGCCUUAACUAAAGGGCACUGGCGUGGGUGCUGCUGUCAGCAGCUCUGACAGAGGCUCUUGUGCUGUUCCACAUGUUGAACCUGCACGUGCGGUAGGUUUUGAACAGCUACCAGGUAAGACCCUUCAAAAACUAAUAGCUGGUUUCAAAACUGGCAAAUCUGAAGGCGUUUUGAAGGCUCACUCUACCACCUUUCCCAUUACUCUUUUCAAACAUCCUGCGUAAUUUUUCUUUGGUAACUUUGCAGAGGGGACACAAAUCCCUUGAGAGAGCUACAGAGCUGGGCAGGCAGCAAGGUGCUUGAAAAGAUGACUGCUGUGCUUUGUUCUUUACCAAAGCUAAUCCUCGUGCUCUUCUUAAAGACUAAGAGCUAAAUGUUACAACUAGCUAGCAUGGGAAUUAAUUACACUAGGUUCUAGCAUGCCUUCAAAAUUGUAUGCAUCUAAAAAGCCAAAGCAGAUGACUGUGAAGGACUAUGAAGCAAGGCAAAAUAAAAUCACCUCUUUCCUUGCCACCCUCAGCAAGGGAGGGCAAAUUUCUGGCAUUGAAUGCCUUUGUUUUGUUUAAACUUCAGGGAGCAUGACAACUACAGAAUCAUGGCUACUGCCUCCCUUCAUAGUCAGUAUCGUGAGCUUAAGACACUUCUACUAAAUUCCAAACUCCAGAUGAGCCAGCUGAUAGCACUGGGAGGCUAGACUUGCAAAGCUCUGAAAACCGCAACACGUAAAACCCAUCUUUGCGAAACAAGGUGAAACAAUUAAGCUAUUUUGCUCUUUUACAAUACCAUAGAAUUCACUUUUGCUUAUAACAUAGAGUGCCAAAUAAACUCCUGCGCUGUCAAUUUUGAUUGCAGUUUGAAUUGCAACACUAGUUCCUUUCCUUCCUACAAAACAGCUGUCUCAUUAGGAAACUGUUCAUAGACCUCAGCAAAAGGAAACUCCAAACCUUUUAGUCUUGUGUAGCAACUACAGCUGUCAUCUGCUACUUUACAUACAACAGGCCAUGGCUGAAUUUCCUGGGGAAUAACUUUAGACUCCAUUUAGGAACUGAGUUUAGUUUACAUUUUCUCACAGGAUAUGUGUGUUAAUAGUUUACAUACAGAAGUGUGUGUGUUUUGGUUUUGUUUUUUUUUUCCAAAUGCAGUAGUAAUUUUGUUCUGCUCUAUGUAUGAAAAUAACCUUUUUCCUUCAGCAUAUUGACCACCAGGUAGAGCUGGAACCCAAGCCUGCAUACAUGCUUGACCAAACCAAGAUUCUUGUUCAGCAGAGGAAAGGAUGAAAGUUCAAAAGGGAAGUCUGCCUGUGCUGUUACAGCUCUUUACUUGAAACAAGCAUUGAACCAGCUUUAAGAGUUAUACUGGCAUGGACUUUUGUUUAAAUAAACUUUCAAUUUUGGUAUCAA
Molecule: messenger RNA, 5651 nt
Organism: Anas platyrhynchos (mallard)
Lineage: Eukaryota; Metazoa; Chordata; Aves; Anseriformes; Anatidae
Gene: NMT2
Product: N-myristoyltransferase 2
Biological process (GO): N-terminal peptidyl-glycine N-myristoylation
Cellular component (GO): cytoplasm
Molecular function (GO): glycylpeptide N-tetradecanoyltransferase activity
Source: RefSeq, a predicted model, not a curated record